Molecule: messenger RNA, 2191 nt
Organism: Protopterus annectens (West African lungfish)
Lineage: Eukaryota; Metazoa; Chordata; Ceratodontiformes; Protopteridae
Gene: KLF2
Product: Kruppel like factor 2
Exons: 3
Coding region: 293-1450 (385 amino acids)
Biological process (GO): regulation of transcription by RNA polymerase II
Molecular function (GO): RNA polymerase II cis-regulatory region sequence-specific DNA binding; DNA-binding transcription factor activity, RNA polymerase II-specific
Source: RefSeq, a predicted model, not a curated record
UACUAUCACAAGCGCCUUUAUACCAGAGCUAAAUUUAGGACUUGGGAUCUGAACUACCUCCAUCCUGAACGUGUUUCCUCCACUACUUUCAAUUGGCCCGGCUUUCCAGCUGCAAUAUUUAUAAGUUAGCCCCCUCUACCAAUCACAUUUCUGCACAUGACUUGAAAACACUACUUAAAAAUAUCAGAAGUAAAUUCUCACUCAGACCCGACUGAGAUUUCCGAACAACGUGGACUAACUUCAAACUGGCAAAUUAUUGAUUUUUUUUGCUUUUCUGGAUAAUUUUUGGGCGAUGGCAUCGAGUGGAGUUAGUCUGCCACCCAUUUCAACGUUUGGGAAUCACGGACAGAAACAUUUUGAACAUAGGUGGAAAAGUGAUUUGCCAGUGAAACCACAUCUUCCCACCUGCGCUAUGGUUGAUAUUCUAAAUCAGGACAUCUUGACAAGUUCAUCAGCUUCAAAAAAGGAGGAUGACGACUUAAACAGCGUUUUGGAUUUUAUUUUAUCCAACAGCAUAUGUACUGACACAGCAGUAGUGACCCAUCAAGAGAGAGACUACCCUUCAGCAUCUACUGAAACUUUAUUUCAGACAAGUAACUGUACAGAGUCAUACAGUUUGCAUGAUCAGAGCUCUCCUCCUCCAUAUGGAUCCAGCCUAAUGUCAGAACUGCUUGCACCAGAAAUUGAUCCAAGUUACUGCCUUUCCAAUGUGCAGGGAAGAUUUCAUUUUACUGCAGCCUUUUCCAGUCAAAAUUUUGAAGACUGUAUCAAAACAGAGCCAAACAUGGGCAGUUAUGGACCUGUUAUGGGCAUGGUACCACAGCCUUGUCCAAAAAUUAAGCAAGAGGGUAACGUUUCUUGUAUGAUGGCUUUUGAACAACCAAGACUUGCACAUUCACCACAUAUUAAUGGAACUUUGACCCCUCCUCUAAGCCCUGAUGACCUGUUGACUGUUGACUGCUCAGCACAGGUAAUGUGCAACCCUCCCAUGUCUUUCCCACAAAACUAUCAGCACUCUGCUGGUUUCCCAAACCGGCUUCCUUACCAAAGUGCACCCCAAUUUGGCUUAUUUGAGGACAGACUUACCCUGCAAACAUCUGCAAAAAUGCUAACCCCUCCAUCAUCUCCUUUGGAACUGCUAGACUCUAAACCCAAGAGAGGUCGUAGGUCCUGGCCCAGGAAGAGAACAGCAACACACACCUGUACUUAUACUGGAUGUGGGAAAACAUAUACCAAAAGUUCCCACUUGAAAGCCCACCUCAGAACUCAUACAGGUGAAAAGCCCUAUCACUGUAAUUGGGAAGGCUGUGGCUGGAAAUUUGCCAGAUCUGAUGAACUGACCCGCCAUUAUCGCAAACACACUGGUCUUCGUCCUUUUCAGUGCCACCUGUGUGAAAGAGCUUUCUCCAGGUCAGAUCACCUUGCUCUGCACAUGAAGAGGCAUAUGUAAAGGGAGCAAACCUGAAUAAAACCUGGACAUUUAUUUAAUGGACCUCAUUACACACAGACAUAUUUUGUGUGUUUUAUUGCAACAAUGUAGCUGGUACUACUUGGGUGAAAAUCUGCAAAUAUAGAAACUUAUAAAACUAUUUUGCAGAACUGUAUUUGACCCACAGGGGCUGGCCCUAAGCAUCUCUUAAAAACUGGCAUGGCAUGGAUUUCAACUGGACUGUCUAAUGUCAUUUUUUAAAUCAGGGAAAUUUCUGUGAAAGUAUUAUUUUUUUAUUUAUAAAACCAUUUCUUGAUUAUGAGAUUCACAAGCUCUGUCUACUGUUGCAAGAAUGUUAUUGUAACUUCUUUCUUUAAUUUGUUGUUACUGUCUAUGAAAUAAGCUGUCAAAAGAAGCAUAUGACAACUGCCAAGAGUUCUACCCCUGGAAGGGUCUUUAUGAAUGUUACUAAUUAUGUGAAUUAUUUUUCUAUGAAAAUGGUCAGGGUAAUUUUGUAACGCGUCCCACUGAGUCUUUCAAAAGCAUUACAUUCUUCAGAUGUAAUGUUCUGUGUUCCAGCCAUGAGCUACACUAGUAUUACGGGGCUAGAUGUCUUGUACAAAUGAAUUCUGUUUUCAUGCUUGAAAGUUUAUAAUAAUAAUAAUUAUGUAAAUACUUUUGUAUGAUGUAAAAAAAAAGUAUUGUAUGAUGUAAAAAAAAAGUAUUGUAUUUUAAUGUAAGUAUUAAAACAAAUGAACUAUA